ACCGGGGAGAAGAGGUACUGAAGACCCAACAAACCACUUGCAACGGACGCCGCAGCCCAAGGGCGUCCUUAAGGAGCGCACGGGAACUCCAGGGAAGGAGUAGACAGCAGAAGUAGCAGUCAGAGAAACCAGACCCGGCGGAAGCUCUAAGAGGGAGCCAUCGCGUUUAACAUGGAUGGCUGAAAGGACCUCUUUCUCCCACGGAGAUUGAUGGUCAGUCUGGAUGGUCAGGGGGACGUGGGUUCUCUGACUGUCCUCCAGGACACAAAUUCACAGAGAGCACUCCAGGAGCGGCCAGUGACAGAGAAUCUGGAAAUGGCAAAAGCGUAUGUGAAAUCCAAGGAGAUGGUGGAGCUGGUCAACACACCAUCCUGGAUGGAGAAAGGUCUCGGCUCUCAAAAUGAGAUGAAGGAGGAGGAGAGAAGACCAGGUGCUUAUGGGUUACUUGGCAGCUUAACUGAAGAGCAUGACAGUAUUGAGGAGGAAGAAGAGGAGGAGGAAGACGGAGAGAAACCUAAGAGAAGGGGUCCCAAGAAAAAGAAGAUGACCAAAGCACGCCUUGAGAGAUUCAGGGCUCGAAGAGUCAAGGCCAAUGCCAGAGAACGGACCCGGAUGCAUGGGCUGAAUGACGCCCUGGAUAACCUGAGGAGGGUCAUGCCGUGCUACUCUAAAACACAAAAACUUUCCAAGAUAGAGACCCUCAGACUGGCCAGGAACUAUAUUUGGGCUUUGUCUGAAGUCCUGGAGACUGGCCAGACACCUGAAGGGAAGGGCUUUGUGGAGAUGCUUUGUAAAGGGCUCUCUCAGCCUACAAGCAACCUGGUGGCUGGAUGCCUUCAGCUGGGCCCUCAGUCUGUCCUCCAGGAGAAGCACGACGAGAAAUCUCCUAUUUGCGAUUCUACCAUCUCAGUCCACAACUUCAACUAUCAGUCUCCAGGGCUCCCCAGCCCUCCUUAUGGCCAUAUGGAAACACAUCUUCUUCAUCUUAAGCCUCAAGUAUUCAAGAGUUUGGGAGAAUCGUCCUUUGGGAGCCACCCACCUGACUGUGGUACCCCACCUUAUGAGGGCCCACUCACUCCGCCCCUGAGCAUCAGUGGGAACUUCUCCCUGAAGCAAGAUGGCUCUCCUGACCUAGAAAAAUCCUACACCUUCAUGCCACAUUACCCUUCUGCAAGCUUAAACUCAGGGCAUGUGCAUUCAGCUCCCUUUCAGGCCGGUACUCCUCGCUAUGAUGUUCCCAUAGACAUGUCCUAUGAUUCCUACCCCCACCAUGGUAUUGGAUCACAACUCAAUACAAUCUUUACUGAAUAG
Messenger RNA from Otolemur garnettii (small-eared galago), 1311 nucleotides. RefSeq names its product neuronal differentiation 4 (gene NEUROD4). The coding region runs from base 211 to 1311 and encodes 366 amino acids. Gene Ontology annotation, molecular function: protein dimerization activity. Lineage: Eukaryota; Metazoa; Chordata; Mammalia; Primates; Galagidae. The record is from RefSeq and is a predicted model, not a curated record. Gene Ontology annotation, biological process: regulation of DNA-templated transcription; nervous system development. The transcript is spliced from 2 exons.